Messenger RNA from Doryrhamphus excisus (bluestripe pipefish), 357 nucleotides. NCBI's taxonomy places the organism in Eukaryota, Metazoa, Chordata, Actinopteri, Syngnathiformes, Syngnathidae. The record is from RefSeq and is a predicted model, not a curated record.
AUGAAGCACGCUCACUCUUUGGCCGGACUCCUGCUCCUCAUGGUCAUCCACAGCAGCCGGCAGGCGUCUGACCCCCACGCUGACACCAGCGACAAGUCGGUCUCCGGUGAAGGGCUCCAGCUGUCAAACACCAAGAGACACUCGGAGGGAACCUUUUCCAACGACUACAGUAAAUACCUGGAAACCAGAAGAGCUCAAGACUUCGUUCAGUGGCUGAAGAACUCCAAACGAAACGGAAGCCUCUUCAGGCGCCACGCCGAUGGAACCUACACCAGCGACAUGAGCUACUACCUGCGGGACCGGGCCGCCAGGGACUUUGUCACCUUGCUGAUGACUGGCCGAGGACGACCACAGUAG